AAUAAUGAGAGCGAGCGGGGUGUGCUGGUUCAAGCUGGCAAAACCCUACCUUGGCCACGCUCUAUACCCCGCACUGACCUCCCCUGCAUCAUUGGGAUCGGCCCUUCAUCCAGCCUCGCAAGCAAAUGGCAGCCCAUCCGUGCCUCCAAGGGACCCUGUAGCAAUCUUCUGGGACUGGGAAAACUGUCAGACUGCAGCCAAUAAUUCAUAUCGUGCAGCACAGCGCCUGCGUGAUAUUGGUCAAAAAUAUGGACCCGUCACUGUCUUCAAGAGUUAUGUACAGGCUGGUCAACCUUCAUAUUUCUGCAGCGGCAAGGUCCGCCUCGCCUUGCAUACCUCAGGCGUGCACGUUCUAGACUGUCAAUUAGUUAAGGGUCGGAACUUAGUCGACCAAACUAUCAUUGAGGAUAUGCUGUCCUAUGCCGUCGACAAUCCUGCGCCCGCUACAGUUAUUCUGGUUUCGGGGGACGGCCAUUUUGGGCGAGCACUCGCCUUGCUCAACCAGCGUCGGUAUCGCGUGGUACUUGUCCAUCCUUCUAAGAUCAGUAAUCGGGCAUCGAUCGCACAAGCAACAAAUACCUACAGCUGGGAUGAUGUGGUUUGGCAAAAAACCUCACCUGAGGAGACUGUCGUUGAUUUGGAGCAGCCGACUGCAAACGCGGUUCCCCCAUCUAGGGCCCGGAAGCGUGAAGAAGAAAUAACCUCAUUAGACCCUGUGAAGUCUUUAAGCGUCAGUGACAGCGUCCCGGCAGACACGAAUGAUCAAAGUCCCGAUGAUCAAGCUACUGCAGAAUUGGACCAUGUUGCAGCUAUACGUGAUGCACCGGGCUGGAGGAGCAGGGAUAGGGCUACUCAGCAAUGGGUUUCGUGCCUCCCCGCCUCGGAAUUUAUACCUAUGAUCAACUUUCUGAGGUUGGCAUACGACAGUACGGGUCAAAUAUGGCAUUCGGUGUACUCGCUAGGAAUUUUGCUGGGGAAACAGGAACCGAAGUUGAGACCGUUCCUUCGCAAGAGACGGCUAAAACGCUAUAUCCUUCGAGCGAAGGAGCUUGGUAUAGUCACGAAUGACCGUGAAUGGUCUCAUCCAGUUGUCGGUCCACCUAUCAAUAUUCGUUUGCAAGCCGAAUAUCUUCCUGUCGGUGUCGAGCUCUCAAUGGUGAACCAUGAAUCUAACCUGGAUUCGAAAUUGGAUACAUCUGGGGAACCGGAUGACUGGGACGGGAGGGAGGGAGAAGAGCUCUUACAUUCAGACUUCGCUGCAUGAUCAGAGGGAUGGAGGUGGGCAUCGUACAUCAUUACCAAUACUGCAUUAGCUCUAAUAGAUUAAUUCGGUCAACCGCCGUUAGUUUGAUUUCCCUGCCAAAGACCAUACGUCUUUCCUGGUGUCGUCUGCCAAAGUCGAAUCGUGCCAUCCUCUGUUAUUAAGAAAAGGAUAAACGGGUCAAUAGAUGGCACCAUGUAGACAAAUUGGAUGAAAAACUAACCACUACCACUGGCGAACAUUUCACCAUCCGGACUGAACUCCACGCAAUGUACGGGCCCAUGGUGACCCUUCAAGACAUCCCUCUCCUCUCCACUCAAAUCAUGCACCCUUACCCACUCAUCGCUCAUACUACCCGUCACGAAGCGAUCUUGCAAAAUGGGAUGUAUAGAUGCAGACGAAGGAGCGUAAGGCAGUGUGAGGCUGUGUGUCUGAUUUCCAUUGGGAAGCGCUGGAAUGAAGGACACAGUUUUUCCAGAGGUGACGACGAGACGGUUGGUUUGUGGUGAAAGUUCCAUGGAAGUGAUAGGUCCCGGGAAAGUGAGGCUGGUACUCACAGUCCUAGAACGAAGGUCCCACCACCUAGAUAACGUCAAACGUGUCAGAUUAGCUCUUAAAAUUGGAAUGGAAGUUUCAUUUCAACUG
Molecule: messenger RNA, 1906 nt
Organism: Somion occarium
Lineage: Eukaryota; Fungi; Basidiomycota; Agaricomycetes; Polyporales; Cerrenaceae
Source: the annotation of a GenBank genome assembly